ACUGUCAAAUAGGGAUGCCAAUCCCGAUAUCGGGAUCCCUGGAUUACUAAAUCCCGAAAAAUAUAAAUAAAUUUAAAAAAAUCUUAUUAAUUUACCGACAAAAAUAACACUUUCUAUUUCAUAUUACAAUAUGAAUACAUUAAGUAUGUGUUUAGUAAUAUCCCAAUAAACCAAAAAACGAUAUGAUAGCGAAAACGGUAUUAGUUUCCAAUAAAACAAAAAAGCAAAUAUAUAUAUUUGAAAAAAACUUCAAACAAAAAAAAAAUAAUUUAAAUUCAACAUUUUCAAGCGAAAUAUAGAUAAAAGCUAAUCUAAUAAUGGUUAUUUUUAAUUGUGAUUAAGCUUUGAAUAAUAAUAAACACGAAGACAAUGAAGCGUUCACACGAUUUUAAUAUAUUACUGGACAAUGAAGAACCUGAGUCCACAAAUAGUACAUAUAAAAGAGAUAAACUUGAUAUAGUUUUAGAAAAACAUUCCAAUAUCGAAGUCAAAAUUAUUAGCAACACAAACUUAUUGGGAAGACUAACACAGGAAAUUAUUGUAACAAAGAAUGGAAUGAAAAAAUCAAAAGGUGAUUUAGAAACUAAAAAUUUAAACAUUUUACCCAACACUCCAUUCGAGGAUCUUAAACAGUUUAUGGAAUUCGAUUUAGACGUAAAAGAUCCAGCUAAAUACGCUAUAUUGACAAACAACUUUAGGAGAAUUACGGCAAGUUCACACAUGGAAUUUGUUUUCAAAUGCUGGAGAGUCCUUAUGAAGGACUCUGUGGCGAAAAAUCUUUCUUGGACUGGCACAGAACAAAAAAAAUCUGUACAAGAAUUGUCUUGUACAGCUGCCAUCAAAGAUGCCUUCAUGAAAAAGUAUCCAGCUGAAUCUGUAGAUGCCUGUGCCCAAAAAACUAAAAAUUUUUUUUUGUAUGCCAACGAUAGAUUAAACAAAAUAGCUAAAGCUAAUUAAACCCAUUUAUUCAAAUAACCGAAUCCCUAUUUACUUUAAUUUUAAUCACAGUAAUUGUUUUUGCGCAUUUUUAUUCACUAUUUGUUUUUUCACUUUCUUAUAUUU
Molecule: messenger RNA, 1062 nt
Organism: Lucilia cuprina (Australian sheep blowfly)
Lineage: Eukaryota; Metazoa; Arthropoda; Insecta; Diptera; Calliphoridae
Exons: 5
Coding region: 370-957 (195 amino acids)
Source: RefSeq, a predicted model, not a curated record